UGUCCGGUAGCUGAUUCAGUCUGAUUGGGAGGGAGAAAUUAAAAAAUAACCUAAGAAAUGAGACCAGCAGAGCUCCUGCGCCGCCCUCUUCCCACCCAAACCGCCAAGCUCACCCUCGGCUGCCCCAUCCUCGAUCGCCUCCUCCAUGGCGGCAUUCCUUGCGAGAGCAUCACCGAAAUCGUUGCCGAGAGCGGCUCCGGGAAAACACAGCUUGCGCUUCAGCUACUUCUCGCCGCACAGCUCCCAGUUUCCGACGGAGGCCUCGCCGCUGCCUCCCUAUACCUCCACUCUGAAUUCCCAUUCCCCUUCCGCCGCAUCCACCAGCUAUUAUUUCACAGACCCCACUCCCCCCAUAACCCUCUCGAUCGGAUUUUCAUCGAGCCCCUACAUUCUGUCGACCACCUGUUCGACGUAUUGCCUCGCUUAGAUAUUCUCAUCCCCAAAUCGAACAUCAAGCUUAUAGUAAUCGACUCCGUAGCGGCAUUGUUCCGAGGGGAGUUUGACAACACCGCACCCGAAUUGAAGCGAAGAUCGGGUUUGUUCUUCAAGAUAUCAUCCAAAUUGAAAUUCUAUGCACGGAAAUUCGGGUUGGCUGUUGUGCUGACAAACCAAGUGACGGAUGUAAUAGAGUCUUCUGAUAAUCUUAGGAUAGGGAAUCCUGUAUCUUUGUGCACUUCGGGGAGGAAGGUCUGCGCAACUUUGGGGUUGUCGUGGGCGAAUUGUGUGAAUACAAGGUUGUUCAUGUGGAGAGAGGAGGAUAGAGUGGGAGAUGAUAAUGUGCAGACCAGGAGAUUCUUGAGGGUUGUGUUUGCACCUCAUUUACCAGAUUCUUCCUGUGAAUUUGUCAUUAGAAGAGAAGGGCUUUUUGGAGUUUGACAGAUGAUGAUUCGGGUCGAAAUGGCUAUUUCGUUUGAACAGAGCAUAAUCGAUUAUUGAAGACGAAAGCCAAAUUUUGGAUUUGUGCUGGUUCGUGGUCAAGGUACGAGACGACUGGCAUAAGGCCGGAGUAUUUGAGGGAUGCAACACCAGUUAGACAAGUUGGGAGGAAGAUUCAAGACUGCUUAUGCAAUGGGGAGCCGAUAUGGAAGAUCCAGUCUAGAACUGGAAAAGCUCGAAUCCUCGUUGGCCAUGGCCUUGAACAUGAUUUAAAAUGCUUGGAGUUUGAAUGUCCCGAGUUUUUCAUUAGGGAUGCUGCAAAAUAUCCGCCAGUUGGUGUCUGCAGAUAAUAUUUCUGCAUGAUUUCAUAGGUGUCAUUAUGUAAAGGGAUUUAUAUAUGCAAUUACUUAAUCAAAUGUAUAUGGACUCAGAUAUUGGCUGAUUAGCUGCGCUUCAAUGCUUGCCUGUUGAUAUGAUUACUUAACUUGGAAUCAAAAAGCUAUGGUACUGUUGAAAUAUACCCAGAAACACACUUUACAUGUACAUUUAAACCUUCUUUAUUAGAAAGUAUUUUGUUUCACAAUUCCUAUUUGCAGGAAAAGAUACA
Molecule: messenger RNA, 1483 nt
Organism: Salvia splendens (bonfire salvia)
Lineage: Eukaryota; Viridiplantae; Streptophyta; Magnoliopsida; Lamiales; Lamiaceae
Gene: XRCC3
Product: homolog of X-ray repair cross complementing 3 (XRCC3)
Exons: 3
Coding region: 58-876 (272 amino acids)
Biological process (GO): telomere maintenance via recombination; double-strand break repair via synthesis-dependent strand annealing; resolution of mitotic recombination intermediates
Cellular component (GO): Rad51C-XRCC3 complex; replication fork
Molecular function (GO): four-way junction DNA binding; ATP-dependent DNA damage sensor activity; ATP binding
Source: RefSeq, a predicted model, not a curated record